UCUAGAUAACACCAAAUGAUGAUACAAAAUAUAAAGAUAGUGUAGUCUCCUGUAAAUAUUCUCUAAUUUUAUUUCGCCUUAUUUUUUAUUUAAAGUUAGAUGCCUCCAACGUCCAAAAUUGACCCACUUUGCUGCAAUUCUCCAGUUAACACCUUUGCACUCCUUACAGCAAUUUAGGCCAUUGGAGGAAAGUUGCCUACAAUUUCAUUAAUUAAUUUUGUUGUUAACACAAAUUUCGAAAAAAAACCUCCUCAUUUCAAAUAUUUGAAAUGAAUUACAAUAAUUGAGCGAAUUGAACCAAUUUCCUUGAGUAAAUUUACAACGAAAAGUUGAAAUGGGUCGCGGAGAUAGGCAAACUUACAUAAUUUCCUUUCGUCUUUUUUGCCUACUUCCACUAAAAAUCUGGGAAGGAUGGCUGAUCCCGCACGUAGUUUACAGAUGAUUGCUUGGUGGCAAAGUAAGUCAUAGUAAAUUGAUUUAAGGGUACGUGAUCGAUUAGGGAAUAACGAAGAGAUGCAACACUGCAUUUCUGCAACAUUGUGGCAAAGGGCUGGCCUGAAACUCUUUCCAGGCUACUUUUACUUUUCCCACACCAAGGUGGUGGCGACGAAAUGUAGUUAGAUUCCUAUAAAUAUGCAAUCUAGAAAUAGAUCAGGCAUCAGUUUUGUUUCGAAGGUUUCAAGUGUCAGACAUCGCAUUUUUAUUCUUUUCGCUUGCCGAGAAAUACCAAAUAUCCUUUGUUCGAAGAAAUGGCAAAAUCCUUGAUUUUCAUAAUUUUGAUUGCCUACUUUGGCCACUCAAUUUUGGCUGAGACUGGAGUUGCAUCUCCCUUGAAAACCCUGGCAAAGACCACUUCCGAAUCCAGCAAAAAUGUGCCAAAACGUAGUCUAGAUGCCUUCUUAGGCGAUGCUGGUAUCAAUGGCUUGCCGGCUGCAGGUGGUGGUUGGUCUUCGGGAGGUUUUAAGUUGGCCGGUUUCUCUGGUGGUUGGAAUCCUUGGAAUUCUCACUCGUCCCGCUACAUCUCCUCACCAUCGCCCAGUGAGGUUGCCAAUGCCAUUGCUGCCGCCAAACAGGCUUCCAGCAAUGUUUUAAUUGCCCAACAACAAAUGCAGGCGGCCAAAGAGAAUGUCCUCAACCAACAACGUAUGGCCAUGGAAAAGGAGGCAGCUGCCGCUUUACUUACCCAAAAAUCCGAGGCAGCUGCUGCCAUACAACGCUCUGAGGCUGCUGCUGCAGCUCAGGCAGUGGUGCUGGCCCAACAACGUUUGGCUGCAACCAAAGCUGCCGUGGCCCAUCAGCAACGCAUUGCUGCUGCCCGUGAAGCUGAAGCUGCCGAAGCCUUGAAACGUUCAGCCCAUGCCGCAGCGGCUGAGAUACAAAAGACCGAAUAUGAAGCCUCAAAGUUGGGGCAGUUGGCACGCAACAACAACGCUGGGGCUGCUCAUCAUAUGACUUAUGCCAAAGAUGCGGCCUUUGGUCCCAUCAAUGCUGGCACAAAUCAUGUUCCCAAUUUGGAGUCGUUGGGUCCUUGGUCAGGUGCCGGCGGCGCUGCUGCCGGAGGAGGAAAGGCUGCCGGUCCAGCUGGUUGGUUGUAAACUUCCAAAUCAUUUUUGUUUUAAUUUUUUUGUGGCGCUGCUGAUGAUCAGUUGCUUUAGCUAUGUAAGCUAUAUUACUCCAUAUAUAUUUAGUUGAA
Musca domestica (house fly) is the source of this 1693-nucleotide messenger RNA. RefSeq lists its product as uncharacterized. The record is from RefSeq and is a predicted model, not a curated record. The coding region runs from base 750 to 1595 and encodes 281 amino acids. NCBI's taxonomy places the organism in Eukaryota, Metazoa, Arthropoda, Insecta, Diptera, Muscidae. The transcript has 3 exons.